This is a messenger RNA of Brassica oleracea var. oleracea, 1450 nucleotides long. Its product is annotated as RING-H2 finger protein ATL54-like. Gene Ontology annotation, biological process: protein ubiquitination. NCBI's taxonomy places the organism in Eukaryota, Viridiplantae, Streptophyta, Magnoliopsida, Brassicales, Brassicaceae. The transcript has a single exon. Gene Ontology annotation, molecular function: transferase activity. The record is from RefSeq and is a predicted model, not a curated record. The coding region runs from base 218 to 1303 and encodes 361 amino acids.
CUUCAACUUGUCACAGAACAAGUCAAUUACCUAAGAUGAGAAGACAUUUUCAUCUUCCUUUCUCUUGAAUGUGAAAGAAACACCAAAGAUAAAAUCAAACCAUCUUCUACAUUGUCAAAAACCGAAAUUUCUAUGAACAUUUCAGUUCUCACAUGCCCUUGCAAAUUCUCUUGAUCUUAGUUCCUUGGGCACCAAGAAACAAUACCAUUUUUCUUUAAUGGCCAAGAAGAAACAUAGAAAGCUCUUCCCAAUAUUAGCAUCAGAGACAAACAAAACAUUUGAUUGCUCGAUAGGAAUCUGUGACCCGGUUUGCCCUUAUAACUGUUAUCAAGAACCUGAUUACUACACCAUAUCUCCACAGCUACCUCCAUGGUCAUCUCCACAGACGAUCAGACCACAAUCUCCAUCAAUCUCAGCCGUGUAUCAACCAUCUCAAGACUCUUCAUCAUCCUUAGGCGCCAUAACCAUCAUCGCCGUCACCGGUGCGGUCUUAGCCAUCCUUCUAACCGGUUUCUUUCUUGUAGCCAAAUACGUUACAAAGAGCGUAAACCGAGUCAACCUCGAAAGUUAUCAGUCCCAGAGAGACGGCCACGACGGGGCAAUAGAUGAAGAGUUUCAAGACACGGAGCAAGUAGAUCAUCCGAUCUGGUUGAUCAGGACAACAGGUCUGCAACAAUCGAUCAUAAACUCGAUCACGAUCUGUAGUUACAAGAGAGGAGAUGGCUUGAUAGAGAGAACAGACUGUCCUGUCUGUUUAAACGAGUUUGAAGAAGAUGAGAGUCUUAGGUUGUUGCCUAAAUGCAACCAUGCGUUUCACAUCUCUUGUAUUGACACGUGGCUUAGGUCUCAUACAAACUGUCCUUUGUGUCGAGCUGGUAUAGCUAUCAGUACUCCACGGUGUUCUGGUCCGGUUGAUGUACCUCCCGGAGGAUCAGGAUCUCGUGAUGUGGUUGAUGAUGAUCGUGGAGAGAUCGAGAAUGAUGAAUCGGGUUCUAAAGAGACGUUGAGUUCAAGUAACACAGAUCAGAGUUCAGAUGUACGGAUUGAAAUUGGAGCUGUAAACGAGGUUAACGACGGUGGUGGGUUCGAAACAGAGGCGGAUGAGCAAGUUAGGGUUUUGGGGGAGUAUAUGGAUUUAAACGUGGGAGACGAAGCAAGCUGCUCCAAAGAAAACAAUGGCCACAAUGUGGAGCCAAACGGAGAAGAAACAGAAGAUACAGAGAAGAGUCAGGCAGGCAUGUCGAUGAAGGCAGCAGGAAGCUCAUGCUUCAGUACAAACAAGAGUUCGGUUUUUCCAGUGUAGGAAAGUCUCUAAUACCAAACCAUUUUUCGAAUACAUGAAGAAGAGAACAUAAACAAGAAUGCACAAGUGCAUAUGUAAAUCCAUAUAAAAAAAAGGCAAAUAAACACUCUUUUUCGUUUUCUUUUCCUCUCUUGUGCUCGUGUUUAA